Molecule: messenger RNA, 7719 nt
Organism: Durusdinium trenchii
Lineage: Eukaryota; Dinophyceae; Suessiales; Symbiodiniaceae
Source: the annotation of a GenBank genome assembly
AUGGCGUCUUCGGUGGGCGAUCACCGCCCCUUCUGGAGAGAUGAUGAAGUGGUGGUGGAUAAAGAUGGUAUCCCCCACUAUAGUGGGGCAGUCCCUGGCCUGAUGACGGAAUACCGCCGUCGAGUUCUCUUCGCCUACAACAACUUGGAAGGCGAUGGUGACACCCCGGAGAAGGAGAAGAAAGAUCUUGAGAAGCGCCAAUCUCGCUUCGCAAAGAAGCUCCUAGAUAGCCUUCAUGGAGAAGCGUGGAAGGCAUGCCAAAGCCUUCUUGGUGAGAACGACAAGCUCCGGGAGAAGGACGGCUACAAGCAUGUGUUUCGUGCCCUGCAAUCCAUCGAGAAGGCAGCUGUGCUCCGAAAGACCGAAGCCUUCGAGCAGUUCUUUGAAAAGUGUCAGCGACACAAAGGCCAAAGCAUCGACUCCUGGCUUCGCAAGCGCACUCAGGAAUGGAACGACCUCAUCGACCUCACGGAGAACACCAUGAUGAGCGAAGACCUGAGAGCCUUCUUUCUGUUGAAGCAUGCCUCGCUGAGCCGAGAAGAUCGGAGGCAAGUGUUGUUGGCCAACCAGUCCGACUACACCCUUGAAGGCAUCGAGAAGUCGCUUCGCAUUUCGUUCCAUGACAUCCACGAGCGAGAAGGCCGACGUGAGUGGCCAAAGAAGGCUGGAUACCAGUACCAGCCCAAGUACAAGAAACACUAUGCCAACCUCGUGGAUGAGUCUGAGGUUCCUGAGAAUGUCGAGAAUUUUGACGAGAUCUAUGAUCCUGAAGAGCUCUUUGACCCUGAAGAGAGCUAUGCUGUGGAGGAAGAGGAGGAUCCACCCUCCGACCUUGGAGCCAGCGACGACGAUGAAGUCCAUGAGGCCUACGCCUCGUAUCAAGCCAGUCGCAACAAGUUGAAGGAACUUCAACGAAAUCGUGGCUUCUUCCGCGGCGACUUCAAGGGCGAGAUCAGUUUGGAGGAGCGCAAGGCAGCUGUUCAGAGGGAGAAGCAGAGGACCAGAUGCGCUGCCUGCGGCCGAGUUGGCCAUUGGGCUGGAGAUGCAGCUUGCAGCAAGUCACACAAGAGUGGCCCCAAGAAGAUGGACGGCAAGCGAUCUGGUGGAGGCAAAGGGAAAGGCAAGAGCAAAGGGAAGACCGGUGGCAAAGCUUUCUACGUUGAAGAAGGCCCUCGUUACUUCAGCCUUGGAAGUGAGAUGGACGAGGAAGAUGCCUUUUGCCACAUGGUUCAUGACGAUGAGACCACCGAUGAGAUGCACGAUGCCGACCUGGAUGCACGUCGAAAGAAGGCCCGGGCUCCACCUUCGGAGUCUGAUUGGGAAGCUGUUGAGCCAGUGGAGUUUGAUAGCACCUCCUAUGCUUCUAUGACGGCCAUUCCCGAGCCCUAUGUGUCUGAGGCCGAUGAUGUCCCUGUCAAGAUCGAGAUGACUGUGCCCUCAGACAAGAUCAAGGUUCUCUUGGUCCCGAGCUUCGAGGAGGUCAUGCCGAAGAAGCUCCAUGAGUUGAAGGCCUACCAGCUUCAGGCCGAAUGUGAAUCCUGGGGCAUCCUCACCAGCGGCAACAAGAGUGACAUGAAGGCGCGCUUGAUGCGCUUCUUUGCUGGUGAGCCAAUCCAGAAGAAGGGAUGCACCAAACAGUUCGUGCAGCUUCGACUUGAUCGACCAUCAUCCACAACCUCCCCGAGGAAAGUUGCGAGCUCAAGUUCUGAUGGACAAAUGCCAGUGGUCAAGCCCAAGACAAAGUUGGCACCAAAGCCCAUGCCUGAGAAGCUUCGCCGCUCCAAGGACUUUGCCUAUGCUGUGAAGGAAGACCCGAAUGACUACCAGCUUGAGAACGACCAGAUUCCUGCAGCUUCCUUCGGCAAGUCCGGCUAUCAAGAUCCAAGCCAUGGAUUUCGGAGGGACGAGGCAGAGCAGAGGGCAGCCCGUUUUCGUGAAGAGUUCGUCAUGUGCAGCCGGACGGGCAUCGCUGUUCCAGUCGAUCGUGUGGGCAAGGCAGAUCCGAAUGUCCCUUGUCCUACUUGUGGCAACCAUAUGGCAAUUCGUCGCAACCGAGAUGAUGGAGGUCUCUUCUUCGGCUGCUCGCGCUAUAGCCAACCUACUGGCUGCCGAGGCACGCGGAAGCUCAUUGAGGUGGACGCCGACUACUACAAUUGGAGCAGGGCCUAUGAUGAUGAGGCCAACACCUUGGUAAAAGAGAUUUCACCCACCUUCGGCAUCUAUGCACUUGGAGAAGGUGGAUUGCAUGAGAAUUUAGUUGAUGAGCCCAAUGUCGCAGACCACCGCGUUUUUCAGAAUUCAAUAGACUCACAACAGCAGGAGCAUCACCAUUUUGGACCUGCAGUUUGUGAAGGAGAACUUGAUGAGUCCAGACUGUGCCUCCUCGACACGGCCUGCACGGCCUGCAUGCACAGUCGACGAUGGAGAGAAAGCUAUGAACGCUUGUUGCCAGAGAACUUGAGGUGCACUCAAACGCCCAUCCGCAAGUCCUUUCACUUCGCCAAUGGUUCCUCUACAGAAGCCAAGGCAGUUGUUUGGAAGAUUCCCAUCUUCAUCAAGGGGUACCAGGGUGAGGUCUACAGUGCGGAGAUUGAGCAGGGCAUGACACCUUUGCUUUUGAGCAUCUCGGCCAUGUCGGCCUUGGACAUGGUCAUACACCUCAAGGAGCAAGUUGUUCAGGUGCGCAAGCUCGACUUGGAAGUCCCUAUGCUGGUCACGAAGUCAAGACACCUGGCGAUUGACAUCGCCUUUGACCCUGAGGCCGCAGUCCAGACUGAAGAACUUCCCUCUACAAGUCGAGAACCUCGCAUUGUCUCUGAGCGUGAAGAUUUGCUUGUUUACUAUGGUGAGGAAGCUCAGAUGACACUUCUUGCUGGACAACCUGGACUACCAGAAUGGCAACCUCCUGAAGGACGAGUUCUACAAGCUUGCACUCAGCAACGGGGCAUCCGCCCUGAUGACCCAACCGGACAGAUGUCCGAGAGACGAGUUGAGGAGUUGAAGAAUGCAGCCUUUCACAUCCAAGUUGCUGAUGAGAGGAUGUGGGCGGCACUCAAGCGCCACUAUACACUUGCAGAGCAGUUCUGUACGCUUGACUUCAAGACAACCGUGAUCUUCGAGCCCUUUGCAGGUUCUUUUGGCACAACAAGAGUUGCUUCCAGAGACUACGGUUGGACCAACUCCCAACCAAUGGACCUUCGAGACGGCUAUGAUUUGCUCUCGACCUCAGGCCGUCGACUACUGUAUCAAGUGUUGGACGACCACCUUCCCUACUUGGUCCUCAUCGCCUUCGAUUGCCGGAUCUGGAGUUUGUUGACCAACAUGUCUCCCGGUCACCCGUGGGCAAAUUUGAGAGAGACCAUCGGCAAGGUGACCCUCAAGCUCAUUGUCAAGAUUUGCAAGAUCCAACACCGAAGAGGCAGAUACUAUCUCAUUGAGAACCCGGCUGGCAGCUACGCUUGGGUUCAUGAAGGUCUUUUAGCAGAGCUCUUGGAGCAUGCCGGUGGCAAGUUUGUCACUGGUGACCAAUGUCCUUUUGGAUGCAGAGACUCCCAGAGCUUUCGACCUAUCCGGAAACCAACUGGAUGGCUUUGCAACUCCGAGGUGAUCCUCAACCAUGUUGGUCGAAAGUGCACCUGUCACUGGGGCAGUCACCAGCCCCUAGUUGGUCGGAACCAAGACGGCCUUCGUUCCAAGCAAGCAGCUCAGUAUCCACGGCCUCUGUGCAAGGCCAUUUGCAAUGGAGUUCUCAAGCAGAUGCAGCUUGACUACAAGGUCAUGAUGGCUUCAACCGCUCAACAUGCCUAUGCCCUUGUUGAUGAGGAGGACAUUGAGUAUGAGCUCCAAGACAGAGAGAUUGACCUCGGCGACAGCUGGAAGUUGGAGGAGGACAGACUUCUUCGCAUUCACACCGUGCCGAGGAGAUUGCUUUUUGUGCCGGUGGCUUCAAUGGAUCUGCCAGUUCCUUUUGAGACCUUGUUGGAUGAGCGCCAAACCGUCAUGGUCUUCGGAGAUGGUCAAACGGCUUCACACCAGAGUCCGUGGUGGAAGAUCAAGCCAGAAAUGAUGACGGAAGAGUGGACUGGCGAGACCGAGUUCCAAAUUGCUCCUGGAACUUUGACUGAGGCCGCUGAACCACAAGCACUCCAACCCGCUCCCAUGACUCCUGGACAAGUUGGAGAUGGCAACACCUUGAAGAGACGUAGAACCAGGACUAGACAACUCCAAAGAGGUUUUUGGGAAGAGCUUUCACAACCGGAACCACAAGACCUUUUGAAUGCAGUUCUGGAGCACGUCAUAGCAGAAGAACUACAAGAUGGGUCACGACUUGACCUCGAAAGCGACCUUGGACAACAAUGGGUCGCACAUGAGUCAGCACAAGCGGAAGUCAAACUCAUCCUGACCUCACAGACCGCCAAGAGGAUGAGAAAGCCUCAGCCUUUUGCUGGACCCUUGGAAGUUCCACUUCGACGGUCCUAUCUCUUGCUCGAAAAUGGCAAGGUCCUCGCAACUUCUUGGGAAGAGUGGCAAAAGAUGGCCCCAGCUUCACAAGUGAGACCUUUAGUUGCCCAGAAGCGUCGCCUCUACUUGGUCCUGUUUGGCAACGAGCUUGGAGAAGGUUUGCAGAUGGAAGUUUUCCUGAGCGUGGCAUUGUUUGCGACCGAGCCAAGUAUUUUUUUAGCAGAGCUUUCGGAGGAGUUCUCAAGCCACGGAUGUCAUUUUUCCACAGCUGCUAAAGCCAGUCCAUGGCAGAUCGGACAAGUGGAGCGACAUGGAGGACUCUGGAAAACCACGUUCAAGCGACUUGUUUGGGCGCAACAGAUUGCAGGCAGAGAAGAAGUUUUGAUGGCUACAGCAGCUACUACAGCAGCGAAGAACUCGAUGGCUCGCAAGCACGGCUUCUCACCAUCUCAAUGGGUGAUUGGCCGAGAUGUCAGACUUCCUGCAGCCUUGAGCGAUGAUUCAGAGAUUGGACGGCUCAGUGCACAAUCUUUAGCUGAAACUCCUGGUACACGUUUUUACAGACAGAAUGUUAUCAGGAUGCAAGCACGUGAGAGUUUUGCCAGAGCUGCCAAUGAUUCGGCACUUCGCCGAGCUGAACUUCGCAAAGCACGGCCAUCACGAGGCCCUUUCCCUGUUGGCACCUAUGUUUUCUAUUGGGAUUCAGCCGACAAGCGAAGCAGCCCCUGUUUCUGGAGAGGAGUCGCUAGAGUGAUUGGUCAUGAAGGCAGCAGCACAGUUUGGUUAGCACACCGAGGUAUUUUGGUAGCAGUUUCUCCUGAGCAUUUGAGCAGAGCAUAUGAGGAAGAGAUUCAACAGUGGAUCAAUGUGAACCACGAGACCGACCUCAUUGAUGCUGUCCCUGCCGCUGGAGGAACAGGUUUUCUGGAUUUGAGGAAAGCAGCACCACCUGAUUUUUCGAACCUUCCAAAGCUUUCUGCACCAGAGCUACCAGAGCUUCCUGACCUACCCGAAGGUGAGCAAGAGCUUGAUUUGGAGCCAACACCUUCGAUCCCCGAUGAGCCGAUGGAGGCACCUCGUGAAGAUGUGCCGCUUCAAGAUGAACCACCUGCUCAAGAACCGAGUUCAGAAGACUUGACAGAAGCAAGCUCGAUCCCAGCAGGCUCAGAUUUCGACCCUGACCUUGACGACUACCACACACGCCCGACACGACAAUUGAGCCCUGUGGUGGAGUUUGAUGCAGAGGCUGCAGAACGUGAGGCCAAACGACUUCGCCUCACAGCUGACGAAAAGGCAUCGGAAGGUGCGGAUUUUGUUGGAGAGCCUUUGCGUGCAUACAUGGUCAUGGAGUCCCAGCACUUUUUGAACACAGAAGCACGCCAACAGUACUUUUUGUAUGAAGAGUUUUAUUUGGAGCACCGUGUUUCGCAAAGUGAUUUCAUGUUUGCAGUGUAUCGCAACCUUUUUGACGACAAGUAUGCAGUGCUUGCCGAGUAUGCCUUCCAAAGCGGACAAACCACGACACCUGUCAAGAAGAAGGGCAGGAAAGAGCUGAAGCUGAAUGAGAUUCCCAAGGACAAGCAGCUUUUGUUCACUGGACCUGAUGGUUCAGAUGCCCGUGAAUGGAAAGCCUGGCUCGAGAAGGAAGCCUGCACAGUUGUUGAUUUGGAGAGAUCACAAAAGAUCCGCAGAGACAGCCCCGACUUGAUCGUGCCGACGCGAUGGGUACGAACCAACAAGUCAGAGGGCAUUGUUGGAAAAGAAUUUCAGGCGAAAAGCCGACUGGUCGUGCAAGGAUUCAAGGACAAGAUGCUUGGUGCCUAUAGGAGGGACGCCCCAACAGCGUCAGCAGCAGCAGAAUCCAUUUGUUUGGCCCUGGUCGCUCAUUUUCAUUUUGUGCUCCUGGCAAAAGACAAAGAGGAGGCUCAUAAAGCCAUUUAUGGUUUUGCAGAGUCGGCCCGACUUUUCUGGCUGGCACUACGUGAGCACCUCUUAGCUGAUGGAUGGCAAGAGUCCAAGCUGGAACCUGCACUUUUCUACCUGAGAGAAGGCGGACGACUUCGAGGUGUGCUUGUGACACAUGUUGAUGACCUCGAAGGAGGAGUUCAAGAGGAUUGGCUCAACCGAGCCUUUGCCAAAUCCUCAGCUGCACUUGAGUUUGCAACCAACCACGUCCACGACUUCAUUUUCAGAGGUCGCGAGAUUCGACAGACCCCUGAGGGACACAUCGAUGUGAUGAUGAAGAACUAUGCAUUGUCUCUCAAGCCUGUCAACCUCAAGAAGGAAAGACGGCAGCAGCUCGAGUCCAGCCUGACGGAGGAGGAGAAGGAAGUGCUGAACAGUUCAGCUGGAGAGCUUGGAUGGCUUUCGCGCCAGUUACGGUGCGACCUAGCGUUUGAAAACGGCUGUGCCCAAAGGUGCAAGGCUGACCCUUGCAUAGCAGACCUCCUGAAGUUGAAGGGGUACCUAGGUGCAGCAAAACGCGCAGCUGACUUUCGGAUGAGAUACUGGUCCGACGUCAACCUGGCUGAAGGUGUGAUGGUCAUGUUGUCGGAUAGCGGCCAUGCCAACAACAAUGAAGCUGGAGAUAAGAAGUUCCGCUCUGUUGGAUUUUUCAUCCUGAUAGCAAACCCCGGCUUUCUACAUGGGGAUGAAGUUCGCUGCAAUGUUUUGAGUUUUCACUCCGGCACCACGAAGCGUGUUUGCAGAAGCACUUUGGCCGCAGAGGCCAGCCACUUGGCUGAAGCAGUAGAAGCUGGUGAUUGGAUGAUCGUUCUUUUAGAAGAGGCCUUGACCGGAGAACUCGACCUGAAGAAUUGGCCCGAGAUCAUCAAGAGAAGACAACGCGUCUACGUCACCGACGCCAAGUCUGUCUACGACUACUUGGAGAAAGACAGCACCAGCACCUCUUCAGAUAAAAGGAUGGCCAUAGAAGGAGCUCUUCUUCGAGAAACCGUCCGACAGGAUGGAGCACAUGUGAGGUGGAUUGAUGGCAUGCAGAACAUUGCCGAUGUCCUCACGAAGAUGGGAGCAGACAAAACUAUGCUCCGUGAGUUCCUUAGAACAGGAAAGCUUUCGCUAGUUCAGAACGAGCUCAACCGACAGCUCAAAGAGAAGAAAAGGACAGAACGCCAGAAUAGAAAGAAGGUGAAAGCUGAAGAUGGCCAGAAAGAAGAGAGGCAAAAGCUUCGAAGGCAGAAGCUAGCGGCUGAAGUGAAGGCCGAACAAGCUGAGGAAUCAGCUGAAAGCGAGCUUUGA